This is a messenger RNA of Oryza brachyantha (malo sina), 2150 nucleotides long. RefSeq lists its product as uncharacterized. The record is from RefSeq and is a predicted model, not a curated record. The transcript has 9 exons. The coding region runs from base 16 to 1608 and encodes 530 amino acids. Lineage: Eukaryota; Viridiplantae; Streptophyta; Magnoliopsida; Poales; Poaceae.
CGGGGCGGGGGAGGGAUGGGGACGUGCGUGUCGAGGCCGAGCGCGUGCGUGGGGAAGCCCCACACGCCGCGGUCUGGGGAGGCGGCGCGGGCGGGCGGGGCGAGGAGGCGGAGGCGGAGGGGGAAGGCGGGGAGGAGGAAGGCGCCGUCCCGCGCCGCGUCGAUGGAGACCAUCCAGGAGGGCGACGUGCCCCCCGGCUCCCCCCCGCCGCCGCUCGCCGCCUCGUCCGGUGCCGGGGAUCACCGGACCUACAGCAACCCCGCCUUCCAAGUUUCCGGGAGCAUUGAGGAGGCAUGGUACGACUCGUUUGCCAUGAGCGAGUCGGACGGGGAGGACGAUUUCCACAGCGUGCAAGAUGAUGCUUUUUCACUGAAUGGGUAUGAGAACGAUGCGGCAUUGAGCACGAGGGAUGCCAAUGGCGGGAGCUUCAACGGAAGUGCGCAUUCAUCUGAGCAGCACUACAGAAAGCCAAGGUCCAGCGAGCUGUCAAGGGGGAAUUUGGAGAAUGGGGUGAGGUCGUCUGUGAGCCAUGAGGAUGUGGCGAGUGUUUCAGCUGAUGAUAGCGCACAUGGUGGAGGAAGGAUACUGGACGAUUGUGGCCUCCUGCCACACAACUGUUUACCUUGUAUUGCCUCCGCUGUUGGUGUAAACGAGAAGAAGAGACCUCUUUCCACAAGCCCAACUCAUUCCAUGAAGAUGCCCUCCUUGAAGCUCUCAUUCAAGAAGAGGUCUGGAGAAGCUCAUCCUUCUUCCACGCUAUUGUCUACAAAGGAUUUCCUUGAAAGGCCUCUAGCAGGUUCUCAAGUUCAGUUAUGCUUACUUGAAAAGAAAAUACUGAACAGCUGGUCUCAUAUUGAUCCUGGUACUUUCCGAGUCCGUGGGUCAAACUAUUUUAGGGAUAAAAAGAAAGAGCUCGCUCCAAAUUAUGCAGCGUACUACCCAUUUGGAGUUGAUGUAUACUUGUCACCGCAAAAACUCAACCAUAUAUCCCGAUAUGUUCAACUUCCUGAUAUUCAAAUCUCCAGUAAACUCCCACCUCUUUUGGUGGUCAAUGUACAGGUUCCACUAUAUCCUGCCUCAUUAUUCCAAAAUGAAAUCGAUGGAGAAGGGAUGAGCUUUGUUUUGUAUUUUAGGCUCUCCGAUGCUUACUCAAAAGAACUGCCCCCAUCAUUUAUAGAGAAUAUCAGAAAAUUAGUUGAUGAUCAUGUAGAAAAGGUGAAAGCAUUUCCGAUGGAAACAACCAUACCAUUUCGAGAACGGCUGAAGAUUCUUGGCCGGGUGGCAAAUCUGGAGGACCUUCCGUUAAGUGCAGCAGAGAGGAAGCUAAUGCAUGCAUACAAUGAGAAGCCAGUGCUUUCUAGACCUCAGCACGAGUUUUACCUGGGUGACAACUACUUUGAAAUUGACAUUGACAUGCAUAGGUUUAGCUACAUCUCAAGGAAAGGUUUCGAAACAUUUUUGGACAGGCUAAAAAUAUGCAUGCUAGAUGUUGGUCUAACCAUUCAGGGAAAUAAAGCUGAAGAAUUGCCUGAGCAGAUCUUGUGCUGUGUUAGGUUGAACGGGAUAGAUUACACAAAAUAUAAGCCACUGAUGACACAUGGGGCCUGAACUUGGAGCUUACUAUAACAAGCUAACCAAAAUUUGGUUACUGUGAGGUAGCCAAAUUAGCGAAGGCACGUUGCGGUUUCUGACCACCAGAAACCAUAAUGGAAUUUUUAGUCCCUGUGUAGAAGUGCCAUCAUCUGAGCACGUGGAAUUGCACGCAAGUAACAUGGACAGAGGCAGUGUCACAUGUAAAUCUGUAUAUCAUUGCAUGAGCUCCACUGGCCUCUGCUGUUGCUAAUCAUGAUUCUAGAUUUUUAGUAAAUAUCACUAAUUUCCCUUUGAAAGAGUAGGUUUAGGUGUACUUCGAACUUGUGCAGGAUUUAUGGUGAAUAUCCGUUGUUUCAGUUAUACAUCAAUAGUGUAGAAUAUGAAUCUGGGAGCACUGUAUUACCUCACAUGAAAAAAGUGGUUCCCACCUCAGAAAGGAAAAUAAACUAUGGGUACGCAUGAUCGUGUGCAGUAUAAAUGAUGUUAAAAUAGUAUUUGUGCUGCAAAAACUCCCUAAUCCUAGACCGGAAACGUUGCAAUAAAGGAGAGAAUAUUUU